AUGAGAAGUAGCGAGCCAGGUACUAAGCGUCGGUCGAAUUGGCUACGGGUAUUAGGCCCAUCAGUGCAAGGAGGGACUGGUGUUAAGCCAUCAAGGAGAAAAUACCACGCAAUUCUUUACUGGCAACGGUCCCACCCAGAUACCGACACCAUCCGCGAAGCUCACGACGUCUGUUGUGCCAACGGUCUGCCAGCUCAACGUCCCCUGCCCGCCCACACAUGGCUGCCAUCUGGUUAUUGGUCGCCAACGCCCAGGGCUGGUUGCAACGCUCUGGCCACUUCCGACAGUUGCCUGGAGCAGAGAUCUGUAUGUGUGCACGUUAUUAUGAUACCCUCAUGUCAGGACAUCGACCAGUCUACCUACCUAUUCACUCACUACGUUCCUACGCACCCUGUCACAUCAGCCCGACUUCUCGGCAUAGCACCAUAG
Messenger RNA from Fusarium poae, 429 nucleotides. RefSeq lists its product as uncharacterized. The record is from RefSeq and is a predicted model, not a curated record. The transcript has 8 exons. Lineage: Eukaryota; Fungi; Ascomycota; Sordariomycetes; Hypocreales; Nectriaceae. Bases 1 to 429 code for a protein of 142 amino acids.